Messenger RNA from Strongylocentrotus purpuratus (purple sea urchin), 7399 nucleotides. Its product is annotated as NFX1-type zinc finger-containing protein 1. The record is from RefSeq and is a predicted model, not a curated record. Gene Ontology annotation, molecular function: helicase activity. The coding region runs from base 1 to 5013 and encodes 1670 amino acids. The transcript is spliced from 4 exons. NCBI's taxonomy places the organism in Eukaryota, Metazoa, Echinodermata, Echinoidea, Camarodonta, Strongylocentrotidae.
AUGGCAGGUAGAUACCCCAGGAACGUGAACAAAAAGCGGACGGACAAAAGCGUUUUCAGCGGAGAACUGACAGCAGAGGAAUUAAAUCAUCUGCGAAAAGAUGACAGGAACCCCGCGGUUGCGUUGAGAGCUCGGAAACCAUUGUUGAAAACUCUCCUCCUUCAGGAUGACUUGGGGGAUGAGACGAUGGCAAGUCUCCUAGAUGUUCUCCUCUCAGUUUCAAAGACAGGAGGUGAUGAUGCAAAGGAGGUAUAUCGGUUCUUAGCAAGCAGGCAGUUCAUCAAGGUUCAUAUGCUUCUGUUCGUCCUGAAGUGCAGGAUGAACAUUGAUUCGUGCUGUAGUGGGAAUAUUCUUCUCAAAGUCAUAUCGGUAUUGAUGGCAUUUUACCAGUUAGGACUCGAAAGCGUCAAAAGUUUUCAGAUGGUUGCCGCAGUAUUACAUGAUACAAUUGAGUAUGGUGUGAACAUCCCCGAUAGAAAAAGAUAUGCAAACGGGCUCACGGAUGUCACGAUGAUACUCAACAACGAGGAAAGUGGUAAAGAAGAAUCCGCCGAAGACAUAUGCAACAUUCCCAUAUUUCCUACAGCUGGAGAAGUAGCUGAUCCAGAUAUUGCAGUACUUUGUGAUGCAACCACUGAGGAGGGUCCUUCUGUGAAAAACUAUCUGGAAUGCCACUACCGACUUUUGAGGGAAGACAUCGUACAACCCCUUCGUGCAGUGAUUUCUAAGUAUCACCAAGUAAAGAGAGAAAUGGGGCUAGAUGCGGCGAAGAGGGAAUGCCAUAUCAUUGAUGAUGUCAAAUUGCAUGAGAUCAUCACAACACAUCCAUCCAAAGGUGUGACGUUUCGAGUUCAGUUUGACACAUCUUCCCUACAGAAUGUGUCAUGGGAGACAACAAGGAUCAUGUCCUUUGGGAAUAUGGUUUGUCUGACCAACAACCACUUCCAUGAUAUGAUUUUCGCCACAGUUGCGAAGCGAGACCCACAGUGGCUGAAGCAAGGAUUUGUAGAUCUCCGACUCUUCAGGCAGGAAGAUACAGGAUUGCUCGUAUCAGGUGCUCACUUUUUCAUGAUCGACUCUCGAAAGUAUGUUGAAGAAUCACACACGGUUUUGGAUGCCAUGCGACAAAUCGGCACCACUUCCUUUCCUCUGGUAUCGCAUGUUGUCUACCAAAUGGCAGAAAAUGAGAAUAUUCCCGACAUGCAAUACGACGUUGGUCCUCUGAUGAAGGACGAGCACACUGCAAGGAGGUCUAGAAAUCGAACAUGGCAUACGCUGCUACUGAACAAGAAAAUGUGGCCUCCAACUGAUCAGCUUUGUGUCGAUGAGCACCAACUGGCCGCGAUACAGGCAGCUCUCACGAAGAAGUUAACUGUCAUCACCGGUCCACCAGGGACCGGAAAAACGUAUGUAGGUCUGAAGCUUAUUCAGAUCUUUGUUCUUAAUAAGGAUCGAUGGAGUCAUGUUGCAGAUUCACCUACCAAGGGAAAUGAUGGUGGACCCCUUCUCUUCAUGUGUGCCAGUAAGGAAACUCUUGAUGAUUGUCUUACUGGAGUCUCGUUCUUUCAGCGGAGCGGAAUAGUGAGAUGGGCUGGUCAAUAUACACGAAAGACUUUGGAAGGAUAUCAAAUUGAAAAUCUGCGUGAAGAUAAGGCUGCAUCAAUAGCUUCUGAAGACCAUUUGUCUAGUAAGAAACUGGAAAAUCGCAAGAGGAGACUUGGGAAUGUGCAGGUCAACAUCGCAAAUCUUCGAACCAAGAUAUUCCCGGAAGAGAUCCUCAAAGUGGUCAUGGAUGAAAAACACUACCAGAAGCUGAAAGCCGGGACAGAACUGAAUUCCUGUUCAGUAAUCUUGGAGUGGCUUCUGUCAGACAACAGCUGUGGAGACGAUAUGCAUAAACUUGAGGAAGGUAUCCCAUUCGGUUUGUCCCGCUUUACAUGUCAGGAUGGAGACGGAGAUGCCUGGUUUGAACAAAGUCUUCCAUUUGUACUCGACUCUCUAGCUCCAAACCUGUCAUACCAGACAAGGAUCUUUGUGAGUAAGCAAUUUACUUCCAGGGACAAGAUGACAGAUUCAGAGUCAAAGAAGGUAGAAGAUGUCUGGGGAUUGCAUUCGCGAGACCGGUGGAGAAUCUAUCAAUUCUGGAUUUCAAAACUGGAAGCCAGAGGCCGUCAAAGAGCCAUAGCCAUCUUCAAGGAGAUGGAGCAGAUCUGCCUUGAUUGUCAGAAGAUGCAUGACGUCAUUGAUGAAUCUAUUCUUAGUUCUGCGUCUGUAAUAGGCAUGACUGCUUCAUCGGCUGCUAAGAACCGAAGGGUUCUACAACGUAUCAACCCACGAGUCAUCAUCAUUGAAGAAGGAGCCGAUGUUCUUCAGUCAAUAACGUCGGGCAUAAUCCCAUCUGCCUGUCAACAGCUCAUCAUCAUCGGAGACAAUGUCCCCAAAGUAGACCAAUUUCAAGCAGUAAGGAAAAUCGCAGACGUGCACGGCAUUCAUGCUACUCUUAUGCAACAGUUGGUCGAAAAAAACUACUCCGUGUAUGAGCUUAAAACGCAACAUCGAAUGAGCCCGGCUUCAUCCAAGCUAAGCCGCCAACUGUUCAGCUACGAAUACCAGAGUGACCAGUCAGUCAUUGACCUACCAUCAAUUACUGGAAUUAAGCACAACGUCUUCCUCAUAGAUCACAAUAUACACACAUCUCCAGGAAAUCACGAAGCCUCGUUAUUAUUGGAACUAUUUAGCUAUCUGCUAGGUCAGGGCUUUUCACGGAAACAGAUCUCAAUCCUUGUCUCAUUCCCAGCCCAGCAGAAACUCUUCGGCAAUGACAUGAAGGACCGACUUCUCACCGUUGAUAACUUCCGAGGUGGGAAUGACAUCGUCUUGUUCAUGAGUAACGGAAGCGAAAGAGGAAGCAGGCCGGGAGGUCUGCUUACGGAUCAACGUAUCGCCACUGUGUUGAGCGGCGCAGGAAGAGGAUUCUGCUUAAGGAGAAGCAUGGGUGUGGACUACCAUGUCAAGCUCGCCUGGACUGUGGUCAUGGCUGUAAGGAACCGUGUCAUGAUCAUGACUCUGAGCAAGCAAAAGUCGUUUGCAAGCAGCCUUGCAACAAAACCAUCUGUGAAAAUGGCCAUAAGUGCACCAGGAAUUGCUCCGAACCAUGUGAAACGAAGUGCAGAGAGAAGAUGGAAAAAACAGCUGUCAUGCGGUCACUUCCAACGUCUCCCAUGCCUUCUAUCCCCAAGUCAUGCUACAUGUAGAGAUAAAUGUGAACGGUUGCUUAGCUGCGGUCACAAAUGCGCUGGCAUUUGCGGAAACCCAUGCAAGAAGGAAAUCUGUGUUGAGAAGACAAAAAAAUCCAACUGGCCUUGCAAACAUACUGUGGAGGUGCGUUGCUGCGAUGGCCCAGAAUCGUGUCCAGAACCAUGUAACUUUGUCUUAGCAUGUGGGCACCCGUGCUCCGGAACUUGUGGAAAAUGUCGGCGUGGAAGACUCCAUGUGGUGUGUCAACAGCCCUGUGGUCGGACACUUGUCUGUGGCCACUCUUGUGAGAGUAAUUGUGCGGCACAGUGUCCUCCUUGCACGAAGCAAUGUCAAAAUAGAUGUCAGCACAGUGAAUGCAGGAAGCUUUGCGGGGAAGCUUGUAUACCAUGUAAGGAAUCAUGUCUCUGGCGAUGUUCUCAUGUCUCGUGUGCGAAGUUGUGUGGAGAGCCUUGCAACCGGAAGCCAUGUAAUGAACCUUGUAAGAAGAAUCUCCCUUGCGGACAUCCCUGCAUUGGAAUGUGUGGAGAAAGGUGUCCAACCAAGUGCCGUGUGUGCAACAGAGAGGAGGUCACAGAGCUUCUUUUCGGUAGCGAGGACGAAGAAGGCGCAAGGUUUGUUCAGUUGGAGGACUGUGGUCAUGUGAUCGAGGUCGAGGCCUUGGAUCAGUACAUGAGCAUGACCCAAGAUAGCAGUGAUGACGUCACUAUUCAGCUGAAAGGCUGUCCCAAAUGCAAAACGCCCAUUCGAAGAAAUCUCCGCUAUGGUAAUAUCAUCAAGCAGACCCUAGGAGACGUGGAGAAUGUGAAGACUAAAAUGAGAGGAAGCGAAUCAGAGAUCGAAAGCAAGAUGAACGAGCUCAGAGCUAAAUUGUCUCUACUCAGAAGCCACACGGCUUUUAGAGACAGAUUUCUCAACGAGGAAGACUUGCAGAAACUGAUCGAGAACCUGACGCAGAGGAAACAUCUAGAGAGGAUACUCGCUUGCCUCAACAGAUGCGCGUUCUUGCGAGCGAUUGCCGAUAUCCGUGCCAAGGUGUCAACUGCAGGUGCGAACUUCGAGUUUAACAUUCGAAAACAAGCGGUAGAAAUGCAAAUCCGAGAACUGAAGAACGAAGUCGUCUGGGGAGAGCUGGAUAAGUUCACGGAUCAGCAAAUGAACGAUGUACAACAAGAAAUUUCUCGGGCUAAUCUUCAGACACAGGCCAUGAUGGCACUUACGCGCAACAUGGCCAUGUUGAAUCGAAACAUGCAGAGUCGUCAUCUUAGAGCCUUCGACAGUGUCGUUGACAAGGAUACACCAUUUACCAGUGAGAAGGAAGUUCAGGCAACUCGGCUUCUUCGACAACUUAAGCAGGAGGUGGGCCAUGUAGUUCUCGGCAUCACCGAUCAAGAACGCGUUGAGAUUGUCAAAGCCAUCGGUCUCAGUCAAGGCCAUUGGUACAAAUGUCCAAAAGGUCACGUGUAUGCGAUCGGCGAAUGUGGGGGUGCUAUGGAAGAGACCAAGUGCCCCGAGUGUGGAGCGAAAAUCGGUGGAGGGAGACACCGUUUGACCGCUGGAAACCGAGUGGCGAACGAGAUGGAUGGUGCUACUCAAGCUGCAUGGCCGACCGCUGCUGUCAUCGGCUACGAGGACUAUCAAGAGGAAGAUCAGGGGAUCGACUACGCACAGGAGCUGGGGAUCGAUCUUCAAGAACAGUUCGAAAUCGAAAGACAACUUAGGGAAGUUCGUUAUAGAGAGUGGGAUGAUUAUGACUAGGACUGGGACUGUGAAGAGCUAUAGUGGCUGUCAGUGAGAAGAGAAAGAACACAAAAGGACGAGACAUGAAACAUAAAGAUUCGGAAAGGAGGGCGGCGUGCUAGAGAAGAAAACGCAAUGGAAGGACAGAAACAUGAAUAAAUGCGUGUGCAAAUUUAGAUGGAGCGAGUUCUGAACAAAAAGAGACAAUAUAGACAAGAAAGACACACAAUGACUGUUCACGCCCUUUUGCCUCUAAAUAUAAAGUUAUAACAAGUGGUUAAGACAUUUCAGGAUCAUUAGCAGUUAAUUUGCUUUAGUAUUUUCUCAUCACCAAACUCCAAUUCAUAACAAAGAAUACAUCAUGCGCCAUUAUGGUGAUAUAUAUAUAUAUAUAUAUAUAAUAUAUUUAAUGUGGUAAAGAUAAUUUGCUAAAUAUACUCCUCACGAUUGUUUUUUUUCUAUGUCCAUGAGGCCUAAUUCUGAUGUUUAACUAGCUGAAAUGCUGUCUUCUAAAUGAAUCCUGCUCUGAAUAUGACAAAAUGAUAACAUGAUUUGAAGCUAUUUCUUGAUGUAUGUGUAUAUUUCAUGUCUUUGGAAUAAAGGUAAUGAAAACCAUUGAAAUGUGUAUUGUUAAGUCCAAGAGAGCUGUUGUUGGGGAAUUGUUAUUUGCAACUAUAACAAUAUUUUAUGUAUUUUGGCAUAAUAUAAACGGUACGUAAGGAAAAUCAAUAAAUUGCGAAUUGUUCUGUAUACAAACAGGCUUGUUGCUUAAAAUUAAAAUAUUUGCACAUAAUCUGUUCAUCUCUUUGUAUAUUUUGAUGUAUUUGACAUAUCGGCGCCACCUAGGAAACCAUUGAAUAGUGCAUUUUUUUGGACAAACUUGGAUAAGGAUAAUUGCAACUAUCCGUUAAUCUCUUUGUACAUUUCAUGUAUUUGGUAUAUAGGUAGUAAGAAAAAGAAAAGUGAAAAUGUGUAAUGUUUUGCUACAUUAUUAUCUGGGAAAGCAUUGAAUUGUGCAUUGUAUUGUACUAACAAGUUUGUUGUUAAGGAUUGAGAAUGUUUCCAACUAUAAUUAUGUUUAUCUCUGUGUAUAUAUAUUUGAUGUCUUUGACAUAUAGACGUCAGGAAAACAAUAGGAUAGUAUAUUGUCUUUUACGGACAAGUUUGUUGUUUAGGAUUAUAAUAUUUGCAACUAUCUUAUAGUCUUUGUAUAUAUUUGAUUUUAAUGACAUAAUAUUACAGACGUUAGGAAACCAUCGAAUUGUAUACUGAUUCGUAAACACAACAUCUUGGAUGAGGAUAAUUGCAACUGUCUGUUAAUCUCUUUGUACAUUUCAUGUAUUUGGUACAACUAUAUAUAAUUAGGUAGUAAGAAUAAUAAGUGAAAAUGUGUAAAGUGUUGCUACAUAUUAGAGACGUGUGGGAAACCAUUGAAUUGUACAUUGUUUUGGGCUAACAUUGUUUUGGGCUAACAAGUUUGUUAAGGAUUUAGAAUGAUUGCAAUUAUCUGUUUAUCUCUUUGUAUAUUUGAUGUCUUUGACAUGUAGACGUCAGGAAAACAAUUGAAUUGUGCAUUGUUUUUAGUGUACAAACAAAUUUGUUGUUUAGGAUUAUCAUAUUUGCAACUAUCUUUUUAUCCAUUGGUAUAUUGAUGUCUAUGACAUUUAUAGACGUCAGAAAGCCAUUGAAUUGAGCAUUAUUUUGUACAAACAAUUAAGUUUGCUGGAUAAGGAUAAUUUCAACUAUCUGAUUAUCUUUUUGUAUUUGGUAUAUGAUUGAGUACAUGUAGUAAGGAAAAUUUGUAAUGUUUUGUAACAUAAAAUUAUAAACGUCUGGGAAACCACAGAAUUGUGCAUUGUUUUAAACCAACAAAAUUGUUGUUUAGGCUUUAGAACAUUUGCAACUUGUUUGUGUAUCUCUUUGUAUAUUUGAUUUCUUUGACAUAAUUAUAGAAGUCACAAGGCCAACAACGUUGUUAACAACACUACAUAAGAAUGCACCAUGCACCUUCUUCAUAGAGACGUUCAUGUUCACAAGGAAAAUCGUUAAAUAUUACAUUGGUUGUAUAUACCAGACAUAACUUUUGAUAAUUAGGACUACAUCUCCGGCAAAAUUGUAAUUUUGCACUGUCUUGUAUAGAAUAUGAAUGUGUUCUGGUUAGCAUUAGACUAUUUGCAAAUAUACUAUAGGCCUAUGAAUUUGUUUUACGCCUCUGGAAUAGAGACAUUAUUUUAAACAAGGAAAUUGUUUAGAUUACGGUGUCCUGUAUACAAACAUGAAUGCUUUCUGUUUAGAAUUAAUAAGACUAUUUUCGAAUAUAUCAUACGUCUAUAAACUUUUAUAUCUUGCAUCAAAAAUUUGUUGGAUUUUGAUUGGUUGAGAGCUCGUCACAUGACCAGAAAUA